Messenger RNA from Triticum aestivum (bread wheat), 1563 nucleotides. RefSeq names its product probable H/ACA ribonucleoprotein complex subunit 1. Bases 159 to 1247 code for a protein of 362 amino acids. The transcript is spliced from 4 exons. The record is from RefSeq and is a predicted model, not a curated record. NCBI's taxonomy places the organism in Eukaryota, Viridiplantae, Streptophyta, Magnoliopsida, Poales, Poaceae.
GCAGCCUCAACUUGGUCACAGCUCCUCCUAUCCUAUCCAUACCCCCAUUGGCCUCUCCCGCGCGCCUAUAAAUUGGCUUCGUCGUCAUGGGUAUCUACCUCAUCCAUCACACAAGCUAGCUACUAGCUACUAGAAAGUACUUACUGCUCAAUCGGUCGAUGAGGGUGUCAAGCAUGGCGUCCAAGGGUCUCGUUGUGUUUGCUGUCCUGCUUGCUGCGGCUUUCCUCGUGGCCACAGCUGAACAAACUCAGGCCAAGAAGGAAGAAACUAAGGCCGGUGUUCAGGGUUACCACGGCGGCGGCAGCGGAGGCGGUGGCUACCAUGGCGGCGGCGGCGGCGGGGGGUACCCUGGCCACGGAGGCGGCGGCGGCGGCGGGGGGUACCCUGGCCACGGGGGCGGCGGCGGCGGCGGCGGGUACCCUGGCCACGGUGGCGGCGGAGGCGGCGGCGGCUACCCUGGCCACGGUGGCGGCGGCGCCUACCCUGGCCACGGUGGCGGCGGCGGCGGCGGCGGCUGCAGGUACCAGUGCUGUGGGCACGGGCAUGGUGGCUGCCGCUGCUGCGCAAGCCCCAACGAGAUCCCGGAGCCCAUGUAUCGGGCGGAGGUCCGCAACCCACUAGAAGCACUGAAGAAGCAGAGGGUGUCAAGCAUGGCGUCCAAGGGUCUACUUGUGUUUGCUCUCCUGCUUGCUGCUGCUAUCCUCGUCGCCUCAACUGAACAAACUCAGGCCAAGAAGGAGGAGAAGAAAGCCGGCGUAGAGGGCUACGGCGGCGGCGGCGGCGGCGGCUACCCCGGAGGCGGCGGCGGCGGCUACCCUGGAGGCGGCGGGGGAGGCUACCCAGGCCACGGUGGAGGAGGAGGCGGCGGCUAUCCAGGACACGGUGGAGGAGGUGGCGGAGGCUACCCAGGCCACGGUGGAGGAGGCGGCGGCGGCUACCCGGGCCAUGGUGGAGGAGGAGGCGGCGGCGGCUACCCGGGCCACGGUGGAGGAGGAGGAGGCGGCGGCUACCCGGGCCACGGUGGAGGAGGAGGCGGCGGCGGCUACCCGGGCCACGGUGGAGGAGGCGGCGGCGGCUACCCGGGCCACGGUGGUGGCGGCGGCGGUGGCUACCCCGGACACGGCGGAGGCGGUGGCGGCAGUGGAUGUCAAUGGGGCUGCUGCGGUAACGGGUACCAUGGCUGCCGCUGCUGUGCGCGCGCGGACGAGGUCCCGGAGCCCAUGUACCGCGCGGAGGUCCGCAACUGAGCACACGAGGUGCAGCCAUGCAUACGUACCUACGCGUGCGUGCAACUCUGCGUGACGUUGCUCUGCGCACGUAUAGUAAGUUGCUGGUAAAUAUGGUCUCUGAUAAAUAAACUGCGUACGUAUACGUACGAGAGCCCGGUUUGCACUUUGCACAGUGGUGAUCUUGGAGAACCCACCCCUCUGUGUUCUUGUAUGUAAUUAUGUAUAAAUACCCCACUUUAUAUGUGUUCUCCAUGUACUGUAUGUAUCAAUUUCCAUGUUUACUGUUAUGGGAAUAUGUUAUUGUGCAAUAAAAUCACAGAGGAAUAUAGCCAAA